Molecule: messenger RNA, 3124 nt
Organism: Amoebophrya sp. A25
Lineage: Eukaryota; Dinophyceae; Syndiniales; Amoebophryaceae
Source: the annotation of a GenBank genome assembly
AGACAAAAUGAGAUUAGGAGAACGGCGGAUGUGAUCCGAAAUCUUCAUAACCACUAGAUGAAAACUCAAGUUGUCAUUGUGUUUUGUUGAAUUAGGACGCUUAUCCAUCUUAAAAAUAUCUUAGACCAACAUGGCUCCAACGCGAAGUUCUGUUUCUUCUGUAGGGGUGGACACAGCAAGUCAGUCAGCUACAGCAGUUCUACAAGCCGCGAAUAGGGUGCGCUUUUCGGAGGAAGAUGAAGGUCAAGGUGGCGGUGGCUUUACUUCUACUACAUCUUCGUCGACCACUAGCAAUGGUGGAAAAGGAUCUUAUACAAGUACUUGUGCAAGGGAACAAGCCGGAGGCGCAGUUUCUUCAGCCGCAUUUUUCUCAAAGCAAAUCGGCGCUUUCAGAGCUGAGAAUGAGGAGCUAGGGGAAAAGAGUCUCGCAGGAAUUUGGAAGGAUUUUGUUAAGACAAGGAAGUGUGAGGAUGUGGUCAUGACCCAUCUUUUUGCUUCGAACACGUUGAAAAUGACCAAUCGAAGCCAAAAGGCGAGUGCUCUACUCGAGGUAAAACGGUGAAAAAAUCGAUCGUUUGGUAGACAAAAUGGGAUUAGGAGAACGGCGGAUGUGAUCGGAAAUUCAUUCAUUCAUUCAUUUCAUUCAUUUACCUGUUCUGGAGGAUAACCACUAGAAAAAAAACUCAAGAACUAAUUCGCGAUGCGACACUGCUGCAGGACGGAUGCUUCGGAACUUGUAUCACCAGAAAGGAACGGUGAGGGCGCCUCGUGUACGGAGCUCCAGUUCGAGUAAAUUCGAUGCCAAUCGGGCAGCACUCGCCAGUAAACAGCUUCUGGAGAAAAAAAAAUGCCCACAAAGAGAUGGGAAGGUAGCUAUUACAAGGAAAGGGAUAGGUAUCUAUUACAAGGAACGGGAUAGGUAUCUAUUACACGAACAAUUGAAAAGUUCAAAUGACUCAGAGAGUGAGUUAAGUUGAUGUUGAAAUGGACAGCUUCAGCGACAGGCUUGAAGAUAGUGAUACAAGAUAGUAAGUAAUAUUGGUACGGACUAAGAAGUAAGUAAUAUUGGUACGGACUAAGAAAGUUCUUUGUGCACUGCUCAGGGCGAAAUUCCAUUCCAUAAGAAAGUUCUUUGUGCGAGAAGCUGCAAAGGAACUUCAUCUCACUAAUAGGAAAAAAAAGGAACUUCAUCUCACUGUAAUUUGAAAAAAGACAAAGGUGCCGGUGCCUCGAGUGGGAUUGGGCAGGCGUGACGAGGAUGAUGGCACGCCAACGGCGUUGCACACUAGGGGAAAGAAAACUCUCGAUAAAAUCAAGGCUGAAAACAACGAUUUUGAACGAACGAUUGCAAACAGUUUGCCAUUAUGAAGGAGGGAUGCGAAUUCUAGCUUCUGAUGAUGGAAUAGACUACACUUCACAAGCUAAAUAGAAUUUUGAAUUUCAACAUUGAGUUUUUGUUGAGUGAUCUUUUCAUCUGAGCACGUAGGUAGUCAACAAUGUCUAAUCCCAGUUUCUGGCAUACGUCGUGGUCGAGAUAACGAAGCAGUGAAGGCGCAGCUCCAGAACAAGUUCACGUACGGUCAGGCUUACCUCUCCCCGCUAGAACUGAAGCAGCGAAGGCAGGCACGGGAGGAUGAAGAGCAGGUACUGAAAUAACAUAGAUUAUAUUAUUUAUUAAGGGUUACCACAGGAUGAUAAUUACCCUUUUCUAUCUUCCUCUGGUCUUUCUUUUUUCUAGUUAGGUCGGCUCCACCACAAUCUAUUAAGGGUUGCCGCAUGAUCUCGUCUUAUUUUUAGCGAUGUAUUAAUAGGUUAAGGUGUCUGUAGAGAUACUAUAUUGUUACCUCAAGUAGCGCGUGCUGUUAUUAAGGGUUACCACAUUGCAUUCUUCAUUACCAUCCUUGACUUUUUUUCCAGUAGGAAAAGGGUCAGGGAUGAUCUGAAGAAUGCAAAAAUGUCGCAACCUCUAAUAUCUGCCUCGUCAAAGGUGUUGCUGUUGACGUUGUUCUGAAGAAGAGGAUCGUCGUUUAACCUCCUCAUCUUCAUGGAUAGAAACUAUAAUCUUUCAUUGAUGGCAAGGGUUUGUUUUUGAUGCACCUUGUUCUCCCACUUCACCCUUUCUCAGAUAUUUGCCUUGGAGCAUCAAAACAUGUCGAGACAUGACGUGGCUCUUCACUCGGAACUCAAGAUUAUGUCUCUCUUCCAUGUAGGUGAUUCUCGACGUACCCACUACACUCAAAAACUUUUUUACAUUUAUAAGAACGCGAAGGUCUAGUACUCAGAAGUUUAACGAGAUAAUAAAGGUUAAUAACAUCAGGGAAAUCCGUAAAACUCAGAAGAGACUCAGCGAAGUCGUAGGACAAUUCCGAACCGACUAACAUCAUCAUCAAUAACUUUGUUCUGCUGACCAUGAGCACGUAGUUACCUCUUGUACCACAACAGGUUGCAAUCGUCCUCCUCCUCUCGUCCUCCUCCUCUAAUGUCGGUGGCAUCGCAGAGAGGGAAGCACGCCUCCGUGAGAUUGAUGGGCUUACCGACGAAGCGGGGAAGCCGCAGAAUCGAGCAGAUUGGCGAGACCGGAUUUCACUGGGUAAAGAAGCGCUUGAACUGGAAAAUCGACUCGAGAAGGAUCGAGCUGAACUCAAAAAGUUCGAAAAAGAUCUGCACGCUUCCUAGGAUUUGCAAAUACGAGGAGGAGGAAGUGGGAAGUAGUAUUGGGAUUAGGUGGAUGUCUGCAAGUACUUAUGAGAAAGAGGGAUUAAAUAUAUUUAUAACUUCAAGGUCAACCUUGUAGUUCAACAGACACUUCUCAUCAAUUGAAAUUUCGCUUUACCAAGCAAGCGCCGGCUACCUUGAGAACAAAAUGACUUGAUCCAUCAUGUUGAUACUACCCAAACGCGCCGUUCGUGAGACUCAUCCCUGCCAUACUUAACAGGAGUGAUCUUCGCGUUUCUGCUUCUCAGUGCUCCCCCCAUGCCUUUCUUUGCCCAAGAACCACAGGAUGUUGCGCUCUAAGAAUCCAACUAUUCAUCUUCAUAAUGGCAGCACUCAUGAGUCUGGUCUCAGCACGAUCGGCUGCACCGUCGAUGAAUACAAUUUUUAUUGUGUUGUUCUUCGGAAAAAU